This is a messenger RNA of Neopelma chrysocephalum (saffron-crested tyrant-manakin), 4645 nucleotides long. It is a transcript of the gene NHLRC2, whose product is annotated as NHL repeat containing 2. Bases 381 to 2561 code for a protein of 726 amino acids. Gene Ontology annotation, molecular function: protein binding. The record is from RefSeq and is a predicted model, not a curated record. NCBI's taxonomy places the organism in Eukaryota, Metazoa, Chordata, Aves, Passeriformes, Pipridae. The transcript has 11 exons.
CUUCUCCCUUAGUAUCGCCCCCCAAAAAAUAAAAAUCCCAGGGUUUAAAUUGCUGGUUUGAGCUUUGUCCCGGGGCAGCUCAAUUUUCACACCUUACAAACACAGAAGCAGCCGGCCGGGACAAGGCGGGCUGUGUUGAAUCUGCCGCGCGGGAGUCUCCACCGCGGGCUCCCUUCGGGAAUGUGCUGCUGUGGAUACCAAGGAUACGUAAAAACAGGGAAUAAGCGAGGAGGUCCCGCUUUAAGGCAGGCGGGUUAACGCGUGCCUGUGCUUUGUGGUUUAUUUUCUUUUUCGAUCGCGGCGUCCCGCCCGGCGCCGCGGGCGGUGCCGAAUGUGCGGCGCUGAAGCGCCAGGCCCGUAAACAGCGGGCGGGCGAGGCGAUGGCGGCGGGCGGGCUGGCGGGGCUGCUGCCCGCACAGACACAGCUCGAGUACGCGCUGCUCGACGCCGACACCGCCCAGGAGAAGGAGAACCUGGUCUACCAGUACCUGAAGAAGGUGGACAGCCGGGAGCGGGACCUGACGGUGCCCGAGCUCGGCGGAGAUCUGCAAUGGUUAAACACUGAAGGUCCUAUUUCUCUUCACAAAGACCUUUGUGGAAAAGUUGUGGUGUUGGAUUUCUUUACUUAUUGCUGCAUCAAUUGCUUGCACCUGCUGCCUGAUCUCCACGCCUUAGAGCACCAGUACUCUGAUAAAGAUGGUCUUGUUAUUGUUGGUGUCCAUUCAGCAAAAUUCCCAAAUGAGAAGGUUCUGGAUAACAUUAAAAGUGCCGUUCUGAGGUAUAAUAUUGUCCACCCUGUAGUAAACGACGCAGAUGCAACACUGUGGCAUGAACUAGAAGUGUCCUGCUGGCCAACCCUGGUCAUCCUUGGGCCUCGUGGAAAUAUGCUGUUUUCGCUUGUUGGAGAGGGACACAGAGAGAAAUUGUUUUUAUUUACUUCUAUAACACUGAAAUUCUACAAGGAAAGAGGACAAAUCAAAGAUAACAACAUUGGAAUAAAGCUGUACAGAGACUCCCUCCCGCCUUCUCCUCUGCUGUUUCCUGGCAAAGUGACUGUAGAUAAUUCAGGAGAAAGGUUGGUAAUAGCAGACACUGGACACCAUAGGAUUUUGGUUACUCGUAAAAAUGGACAAAUUCUACACACUAUUGGAGGUCCUAACAGUGGAAGAAGAGAUGGAAAAUUUUCAGAGGCAGCUUUCAACUCACCACAAGGAAUUGCUAUAAAAAAUAAUGUUAUUUAUGUAGCUGAUACAGAAAAUCACCUAAUUAGGAAGAUUGACCUGGAAUUAGAGAUGGUGACCACUGUGGCAGGCAUUGGGAUACAAGGUGUUGAUAAGGAAGGUGGAGCAAAAGGAGAAGAACAGCCCAUCAGCUCUCCGUGGGAUGUGAUCUUUGGAAGUUCAACUUCAGGAACCCAGGAAGAUGAUGUUUUAUGGAUAGCAAUGGCAGGCACCCAUCAGAUAUGGGCACUGAUGUUGGAAGAUGGAAAACUACCAAAGGGAAGUGAUUUAAAGAAAGGAGUCUGCCUUCGAUUUGCUGGGAGUGGAAAUGAGGAGAACAGGAACAAUGCAUACCCACACAAGGCAGGCUUUGCCCAGCCUUCGGGGCUGUCCCUGGCUCCCGAGGAUCCCUGGAACUGCCUGUUUGUGGCGGACAGCGAGAGCAGCACCGUGCGAACCGUCUCGCUGAAGGACGGAGCAGUGAAGCACCUUGUAGGAGGAGAGAGAGAUCCAUUGAAUUUGUUUGCCUUUGGUGAUGUGGAUGGAGCAGGCAUAAAUGCAAAGCUGCAGCAUCCCUUAGGAGUAACAUGGGACAAGAAAAGAAAGUUGCUCUAUGUGGCAGAUUCUUAUAACCACAAGAUUAAGGUUGUAGAUCCCAAGAUGAAGAACUGUGCUACCCUGGCAGGCACAGGAGAAGCAGGCAAUGUUGUUGGUUCCAGCUUUACACAGUCAACUUUUAAUGAGCCAGGAGGUUUGUGUGUUGAAGACAAUGGCCGCUUGAUGUAUGUUGCAGACACAAAUAAUCAUCAGAUUAAAGUGCUGGACUUGGAAACAAAAAUUCUUUCCAUGUUGCCUAUCCUGAAGCCAGAAGCAUGUGAUGUUCCAGAUAACCUGCCUGUGCAAAAGGAUAAAAUAACAAACCUUCCAAAACUGCCUAAAUCCGCACCAAAUGUUCAACUUCCUGCAGUAACUGUAGCUCCUGGCCAGACAAUUCAGUUUUUACUAAACUUGACUCUUCCUCCAGAUUCAAAACUGAAUGAAGAAGCACCCAAUUCCUGGUUUAUCACAGCAGAAGAUAAUAUGUGGUUGCUUCAAGGACAGUGUCUGAUUGGAGAAAUCAAGGAUGUUUCCUGUCAAACUGUCAUUCCCUUUCAGUUACCCAGGAGCUGUGUGUCAGCCGAAGCUGUCCUGGCUAUCAAAGCGUGCCUCUACUACUGCAGCAAAGGUAGCAGUGCCUGCAUGAUGAAAGGAGUCUCAUUCAGCCAGCCUUUACAGAUAGCUGGUACCAACCAAGGCAGCUCAACUCAAGUUGAACUGAUACACACAUUUUUAACCAACUAACCCAAAGCCAGCUAAUUUCAUACUUCAUUUUGCUAUCCGCCAUUUCUACAGGAUAAAGUACAAAUAGAUAACUUUUCUCUGUUUUUUCCUGAAACUUAUGACAAAGCUAAGAAAUAAUAUACCUGAUCAAAUGAAGUAGAGUUCCCUACAGCUUAAUGGGAAAAUUUAUCAUCACAACCUCAUUUCUUUGCAUUACAGUAGCAGCAAUAACAUUGUAAUACUGUAGACUCUGCUGCCAGUUGUGGACAUAUUGGAUGUCUGCCAAUCUAAGUAAUGAGCAACAAUUUUUAGAGUCCUUUUGAAAGAGCUGGUGUUACUUUGUGAUGUUGCUGUAAGCUCUUUGCACUGUACAUACUGUUAGAGUAGCUAGAUCAUUCUGGACUAACAGUUUGAAAUUCCUUUUGUGCCCUUAUUAAAUUUUAAUAGAAUGUUGGAAGGAAUAGUUUCCUUCUCCAGUCUGUAAAAGAAGUAUCUUGCUUGUUUUUCUGUAAUGACAUUUAUGACACAUGUAUUUUGAAAAUACAUCUUAAACUAGGUGCAGCUCUAAUUUUAUGCAAACUGAGUAACUGCUUUAACUCGAUGUGACCGCCUUAUAUGAAGAGUGUAGGUUCAUGGAAAAUUUUCUGUGAAAGGAAAUGUUCAAGUUUCUGCGGAAGAAUUUCAUGGUGAUUUCUAACAAAGAAUGUGCCUCUCUGCAAAGUGUAUAUAUAUAAAGAGAAAACACCACAAAACCAUGCUGGAGCUUUUCUGAUACAUACCAAUUUACAUUUUAUAGAAGGUGGUAGAUAAUGGUUGAAUAUCUAAACGGCAGAAAUUAAAUGUCAACCAUUUCAAGCAGGGUGAAUCACUUUCCUAUUUUUAUGAUUUCUCUGUAAAGACUUGUGUGAAGUCUUUGGUCUUGAAAAUAUGUAAUAUUGUGAAGAAUAUUAUACUCUUGAAGUCUGAUUCAGAGUCUUUUGAAGUCACUAUUAGUCCCCGGUUUUGUAAUAGUGGCCACUGAACCAGAAUUGUAUAUUUAAUAAUGGAUUAUUUACAUUCAUGUUUAGAGGUUCUGAUCUUUUGCUAAAAAAAUGGUAACCCCUAACCUUUGUGUCAGGUGCUUGAAGCUGUAUUGCAAAACUCUACCUUUGGUGGUUAAAGGUUUUGCAAGUAAAAUUCCCUCAAUUUGCCAUAGUAAGUAGCAGGAAUAGGGGGGAGAGUGUGUGUGUGUGCAAGUUUCUUACUUGAACUAGAAGAGUUUCCACCAUGCCUGAGUGGUAAUUAGGUUAGGCUCUAUUCUCUGGUCAUGAUGAUCAGUGCUGAGAAGAUGAUUUUGUUUUAAGUUUGAAGAUAGUAUUUUUCACAUAUAUAAUAAAGUGCAGUAGUGAAAGAAUUUUUAUACAGUCUUUUCUAAAACAGUCACCAUUAUUCAUGACACUUGUCAGUAAAUCCCCCGUAUCAGUUGUUGUUGCUUUUUCUUACUUAAAGACUGACUGAAAUGUUGGUCACGAACCCAGGAGUAUUGUUUUAAGGGAACCAUCUAGGCUGGUGUGGUUUUUCCUUCCAUUGAAAUGCCAGUCUAUCUGAGAGUUCUUUGUGGUACCAGAAAUGGUUGUUAUCUCACCUGUCAGUAAGGCAAGGGCUGAACUAUUAUUUUUCUUGUGUUUGGUUUUUAAGCAACUUUCUUAAGUCAGUGUUUCAGCCUCUCAAUUCUCACAUGCCAUUUUGAAGAAUGAAAAAGCUUUGCUACUUUGUUCACAGAUUGCAAAUGCUACUGGAAGGAUGAAGAUAAAGAAACUGAUUUGGGCAUGUAUUAUUUUUUACACUUUAGCACAACUCUUUCACAAUUUUUUGUCUGUUUACUUUUGGGUAGAAGCCAGGAAACCUUAGACCAGCUUCUAGAUAGCCCAGAAAUUUUCUGUUGCUCUCUGAAAAAAACAAGCAUUAGUUUCAGAAGUUCAGAAUAAGGAACCAAUUUGUUAGUUAUCUUGAAUGUGUAAUUCAUCAGGUGGAUUUUUUUCUCUCAUUUUGUUGUAUCAUAGAAUGGCCUGGGUUGGAAGGGGACUUAAAGAUCAUGUAGUUCCAACCCCCCCUGCCGUGGAGAC